AUGGCAUUGCAUUCUCUUGGUUUCAAAGGAUCUAAAACAGACCCGUCUCUGUUUAUUUAUUCCUCCAAGGGAACUUUAUUAUACAUGUUGGUUUAUGUUGAUGAUAUCAUUCUUACAGGGAACAAUCCUAGUCUAAUUGAUCAGGUUAUUCACAGUUUGGGUACGACAUUUGCUAUUCAGGACUUGGGAUCUCUUUCUUAUUUUUUGGGCGUUGAGGUUGUUCAUCAGGGUUCAAAUCUGAUUCUUUCUCAGCAAAAGUAUAUCUUGGAAUUGCUUCAACGAGCGGGCUUGUCACAUGCUAAAUCGGUCACAUCCCCGAUUACCACUACUGCCCAUUUAUCUCUUGGUGACAGUCCUUUGUAUGAGAAUCCAGUUCGCUAUCGUCAGGUUGUGGGUGCUCUACAGUACGUUACUAUCUCUCGCCCAGACAUCACUUUUGCUGUUAACAAGGUUUGUCAGUUUAUGCAUUCCCCAACUGAAAACCAUUGGUCGGCCGUCAAACGAAUUCUUCGUUAUCUUCAGGGCACGUUCACUUAUGGACUCUUAAUCCAACAGACUUCGGGGUCUACACUACAUGCCUAUACUGAUGUGCAUAACUCAUCUCUGAAUGCCUUUUCGGAUGCGGACUGGGCUGGUUGUCCCGAUGACCGUCGAUCCACCGGGGGAUUUGCCAUAUAUCUCGGUUCUAAUCUUAUUUCAUGGUCAGCUAGGAAACAACGAACUGUCUCUCGGUCAUCAACUGAAGCUGAGUACAAAGCUUUAGCCGACACAGUUGCUGAACUCACCUGGCUUGAAGCUCUUCUUCAAGAAUUACAGGUUCCUAUGACAUCGGUUCCUGUUUUGUGGUGUGAUAACUUAGGUGCUACAUACUUAUCUGCAAAUCCUAUUUUUCAUGCUCGCACGAAACAUGUUGAGGUUGAUUUUCACUUUGUUAGAGAAAAGGUUGCUAAAGGAAAACUCUCCGUCCAAUUCAUCUCUACGCAUGAUCAGAUUGCAGAUAUUUUUACCAAGCCACUAUCGUCACAACGAUUUGCUGAUUUACGGUCCAAGCUGCAGGUCGUUACUCGGCCUUAG
Helianthus annuus (common sunflower) is the source of this 1074-nucleotide messenger RNA. RefSeq lists its product as uncharacterized. Bases 1 to 1074 code for a protein of 357 amino acids. The transcript has a single exon. The record is from RefSeq and is a predicted model, not a curated record. Lineage: Eukaryota; Viridiplantae; Streptophyta; Magnoliopsida; Asterales; Asteraceae.